Messenger RNA from Plasmodium gonderi, 1539 nucleotides. RefSeq names its product putative micro-fibrillar-associated protein. NCBI's taxonomy places the organism in Eukaryota, Apicomplexa, Aconoidasida, Haemosporida, Plasmodiidae. Bases 1 to 1539 code for a protein of 512 amino acids. Gene Ontology annotation, molecular function: RNA binding. The transcript has 3 exons. Gene Ontology annotation, cellular component: U2-type spliceosomal complex. The record is from RefSeq and is a predicted model, not a curated record. Gene Ontology annotation, biological process: mRNA splicing, via spliceosome.
AUGAGUUCAGUAAAUGAACUUUUAAAUUACUUUGAUGUUAAGGAUGAUAAUGAUGAUUUCAUUAAAUCAGGAGAAGCUGUAAAAUCAAAAGCAGCACAGAAGGAAAGAGUCAGACAAAAGGAAAAUGAAAAGGCAGUUGUUAGGAGGUAUUUCCCUGGAAAGAAACCACAUUAUGCUGAGAACGCAAAUGAAGAUGAUGAUGACGAAGAGGGCGAUGGAAAUGACGAGGAAGUUGACUAUAAAGACAAACACGACAAGAUUAGUGAUCCCGUGGAUGAGUACUUACAAUUACAGAAUCAGAGAAAAAAGAAAGCUCAUAUAAACAAAGAGUUACUAGGUCAUUCGUCACGUACCCAUAUCCAAGAUGACAGCAGAAUUGAGAGACUUAAAAAUAAAAACAUAAAGGGCAACGAACGUGAAAGAAUUAUCAGGAGAGUUAGAGAAGUCCAGGUUAUUAACCAUUCGGAUGAACGAAAAGGUCAAGGUGAUAUAAAAUCUCGAUUGGAGAAAGAGAAGCAUGAAAGAACAGCGAAUGGUGAGAAAUGUUUUCCGUUAGGUAAAGAAAUGAUAGAUGUGAAAAAAGAACAUGAUGCAGCAUGUGAAGAAGCGGAUGAAGAAGCGGAUGAAGAAGCGGAUGAAGAAGCGGAUGAAGAAGCGGAUAAAGAAUUGGAUGACGAACCAGAUGACGAACCAGAUGACGAACCAGAUGACGAAUCAGAUGACGAAUCAGAUGAAGAAUCAGAUGAUGAGAACUACAUGAAUGGAGAAUAUGAAAACGUGCCAAUGAAACACGAAUACGUAUUAAAAAAUAAGAGAAAAACACUGAUAGAAAAUAGCAAAAAAGAGAAAGAGGAAGAAAAAAUGCUAAAGGAUAUGACAAAGGAAAAGGAAAUGAUCGAAAUGGAAAAAAAAGAAAAUAUAAUAAAAGAGACCAUAAACAAUGAUAUAAUGAUGGAAGAGAGGAAGAAUAAAGAAAAUAAUUUGUUUUUCUCCUCUGACGAAAAUUUCGAAGAUGAGAAUGUCGAUGAUAAUGAAGAUCCAAAUGAAGAAGAAUAUGAACUGUGGAAAAUUCGUCACCUGAACAGGCUAAAGAGAGACGAAAUGAAUAGAAAAAAAUAUGAAAUUUUAAAAGAAGAAAUUAACGAAAGAAGAAAAAUGACUAAUAAAGAAAUAUUAGAACAAAAUAAAUUAAUACCACACAAGAAAAAAAAAAAAAAAAAAAAAAUGUUAUUUAUGCAAAAGUAUUACCAUAAAGGUGGAUUCUUUCAAGAUCUCUUUGAAGAAGGGAAAGAAGAAAUAUACACUCGUGAUUACAAUGAACCAGUUUAUGAGGAUAUGAUUGAUAAACAAAAUCUUCCCAAAGUUUUACGUGUAAGAAGAGGAAAUUUUGGAAAACAAGGGCAAACCAAGUAUACACAUUUAUUGGACAAUGAUACCUCAAGGAAGGAUUCACUCUGGGCCAACGAACACAUACAAAAUCGUCGCUCAAAACAGAAGGAAGACUUAUUUGAUCGCCCCACCUAUAGGAAGGGUGCAUAG